Messenger RNA from Lethenteron reissneri (Far Eastern brook lamprey), 946 nucleotides. RefSeq names its product protein no-on-transient A-like. Lineage: Eukaryota; Metazoa; Chordata; Hyperoartia; Petromyzontiformes; Petromyzontidae. The record is from RefSeq and is a predicted model, not a curated record.
GAGAUACGGGGGUGAGAGAGUCGGUGAGAGAGCCGGUGAGAGAGACGGUGAGAGAGACGGUGAGAGAGCCGGUGAGAGAGCCGGUGAGAGAGACAUCGCGCGGAGACACGGGGAGAGAGACAUCGCGCGGAGACACGGAGACGACACGCGGAGGGAGACAGCAUCACAGCGGAGACAGCACAGAAGCAACAGCUGCAGCUACGCAUAUCGUGGUGGACAUGGAGAUGUCACGGGGAGCGGACCCCCUGGAAGAGGGUGAGUUGAGGGAGAGGAGUGACCGUCCGGACGCGACCAUCGGCUCCCACUCGCCCUUCCAGCGCGAGGACAGCCUGGAGGACAGGAUGGAGGAGGACGACACUCUGUCAAUCCACCCACCUCAACUGCAAGCUCCCUCCUCGUCCCGUAAACAACAACAACAACAACAACAUCAACAACAUCAACAACAACACCACCACUCGGCACCAUCGUCAACAACAUCCUCCUCCCGCUCACACCACCACGGCCGCCACGACCGCCACCGCCACCACCGCAGCGGUGGUGGCGGUGGUGGCGGCGGUGGUGGUGGUAGCCACCACCACAACAGCAGCAACAACCGUAGCAGUGCGGGUAGCGGAGACUCGCGUUCGCACAAACAGCUGCGGAGACACCGAAGCCGUUCGCCUCACGCGGUGACCUCUGUGACCUCGGUGACCUCGGCGACCUCGGUGACCUCGGCGGUGGCGGUGACGGCGGCCGCGGUGACGGUGGCGGCGGUGGUGGCGGUCAACAACAACGGAGGUGGUGGUGGUGGUGCUAGCGGCCGUGGUAAAGGUGGUGGUGGCGGCGGUGGUGGCAGUGGUGGUGACGAGCGUCGCCGUGACGACGAGAGGAUCGGCGGCUUGGGGCGACGGGAGGCGGAGCGGGAGAGGAGGAGACUCCAGGCACGAGAGCGCUCACGCAGAGAGAG